GUUCAAUUGCUGAACUAAAUCAGUUGAAGCUGCUCAGUGCUCACUUACAGUACUUAGCAAGCAGCUGAAGUUCAUCAGUGAUCGGUCUUCAAUAUGGGUGUAUUUAAAAUGUUGUUGUUAGUGGUAUCGCUGAUAGCGUACUCUAAUUCAGCUUCCGUCCAUGGUGGUCGUGGUGAUCGUGGUGAUCAUGGUGAUCAUGGUGGUCAACACAUGAAUAGACGUAGUGCCCAAUACUACACCACUGCAGCUCCCUACUACACUACUGUUGCAUCUUACUACACCACACCAGCUCCUUACUACACAGAGGCGCCGUACUACACCACACCAGCUCCUUACUACACAGAGGCGCCGUACUACACCACAUCAGCUCCUUAUUACACCGAGGCUCCGUAUUAUACUACGUCAGCUCCCUACUAUAAGGAGGCGUAUGGCCAUCAUGCAAUGAAGCGAAGUGCUCCAGUUCAGCAGGCAUCCUACUACACCACGGCAGCCCCGUACUACGCUGAGCCUUCUUAUUACACAACUCCGGCAACAUAUUACACUACACCGUAUACAACAACUGCAGCUUACUAUUCUGGUGGAUACGAUCAUCAUGCGAAGAAACGCAGCCCACAAGCUAUGCCACCCGCAAGUCGUGUUCAGCCGUCAUACUACAAUGCACCUCCUGCUAAUACAGCCCCUUCGUAUACGCUCCCGUACUACACCACAGCUGCACCCUACUACACCGAGGCUCCGUACUACACCACAGCUGCGCCCUACUACACUGAAGCUCCGUACUACACCACAGCUGCGCCCUACUACACCGAGGCUCCGUACUACACCACAGCUGCGCCUUACUACACCCAAGCUCCAUACUACACUGAAGCGCCCUACUACACCACGGCCGCGCCUUACUACACCGAGGCUCCCUACUACACCACAGCUGCGCCCUACUACACGGAGGCUCCGUACUACACCAAAGCUGCGCCCUACUACACUGAGGCUCCGUACUACACCACGGCUGCCCCUUACUACACCGAGGCUCCGUAUUACACUACAGCUGUGCCCUACUAUACUGAGGCUCCAUAUUACACUACAGCUGCCCCUUACUACAAGGAAGCUCCGUAUUACACCACCGCUGCUCCGUAUUACACUACUGCUGAGCCUUAUUAUACAGCAGCACCCUACUACACUGAGGCUCCCUACUACACCACCACUGCUGCUUCUUACUACACAACCGCAGCACCCUACUACACCACUGCUGCUUCUUACUACACAACCGCAGCACCAUACUACACUGAGGCUCCCUACUACACAACGGCCGCGCCUUACUACACCGAGGCUCCCUACUACACCACAGCUGCGCCCUACUACACGGAGGCUCCGUACUACACCACAGCUGCGCCCUACUACACUGAAGCGCCCUACUACACCGAGGCUCCGUACUACACCACAGCUGCGCCCUACUACACGGAGGCUCCGUACUACACCACAGCUGCGCCCUACUACACCGAGGCUCCGUACUACACCACAGCUGCGCCCUACUACACCGAGGCUCCGUACUACACGACAGCUGCGCCCUACUACACCGAGGCUCCGUACUACACGACAGCUGCGCCCUACUACACUUCUGCUGCUACUUACUACACAACCUCAGCACCAUACUACACUGAGGCUCCGUACUAUACCACCGCAGCACCUUACUACACAACUGCUGCUCCUUACUACACAACUGCUGCUCCUUACUACACAACUGCUGCUCCUUACUACACAACUGCUGCUCCUUACUACACAACUGCUGCUCCUUACUACACAACUGCUGCUCCUUACUACACAACUGCUGCUCCUUACUACACAACUGCUGCUCCUUACUACACAACUGCUGCACCCUACUACACUACUGCUGCUCCUUACUAUACAACCGCAGCACCAUACUACACUGAGGCUCCGUACUAUACAACCGCAGCAACCUACUACACCACUGUUGCUCCUUACUACACCGAGGCUCCGUACUACACGACAGCUGCACCCUACUACACUGAGGCUCCGUACUAUACCACUGGUGCUCCUUAUUAUACUGCAGCAACUUACUACACUGAAGCUCCGUACUACACCACCGCAGCUCCAUACUACACUGAAGCUUAUACUACCACCUACAAAUAUGAAGUUCCAGUUUACACCACACCAAGAUAUUACGCUCCUCCAAUCUAUUAAUUAUAGUCCAUUUAUUACCUCGUGCAAAAAGUUAUUAUAUAUUAUUCGGAGCAUGUUAAUAGAUUCUGUUAUACGCUGGA
This is a messenger RNA of Daphnia carinata, 2273 nucleotides long. RefSeq lists its product as uncharacterized. The record is from RefSeq and is a predicted model, not a curated record. Lineage: Eukaryota; Metazoa; Arthropoda; Branchiopoda; Diplostraca; Daphniidae. The coding region runs from base 94 to 2193 and encodes 699 amino acids. The transcript is spliced from 5 exons.